Molecule: messenger RNA, 741 nt
Organism: Haliotis rufescens (red abalone)
Lineage: Eukaryota; Metazoa; Mollusca; Gastropoda; Lepetellida; Haliotidae
Product: putative ankyrin repeat protein RF_0381
Exons: 3
Coding region: 1-741 (246 amino acids)
Molecular function (GO): protein binding
Source: RefSeq, a predicted model, not a curated record
AUGGCAUUUAAUUAUGAUGUCAUGGAGUCCCUAACUGAAGCCAUACGAAACAAUGACGUAGAUCGGGUUGGGAACCUUCUUGACUCUGGGGAGAUAACUGAUAUUGAUGAAGUCUAUGAUGUUCUGACACCCUUAUGCGAGGCGUGUCAUGUCAAUGCCAGGGACAUAGCAUUAUUGCUUCUUUCAUCUGGUGCUAGAGUUAAUGCCCACUCAAACAGCCUAGGCAAACAACCUCUUCAUUUUGCCUGCGACACCCCAGAGGACAGAAUGAACCUUAUUGAAUGUCUUCUUGAAGCAGGCUGUGAUAUAAAUGCCCAGGACGAAGAUGGUAACACUGCUCUUCAUCUUGCCUGCACCCAGUCAAAUGUUGAAGUUACACGACUGCUCCUCAACUCCGGAGCAGACGUCACUCUGGAGGAUGUGGAUGGGGAGACUGCCUUACUCCGAUCCUGCUAUGCAGGUUUCCGAAUGGAUGAGGAAUCUUUCAGGAUGUUCAGCAGAGCUGUGGAAGAUUGUUCCAAACUUUCCACUGAAGAAAGAAAACGAUUUGUGAGCCUUGUGACUCAGUGGAGGCUGCUGCCCUUGGAUCUUAAAGAGCUUUGUCGUGUGAAAUUACGGCAGCUACUUCCAGCAAAUGUUGAUAAAUGUGUCCAACAGUUGCAUCCUGACUUACCACGGAGCCUUGUGAGAUAUUUGCAGUAUGACGAUGUUGUGCCACCAUUAUUGUUUGAUUUUGAAUGA